Tetrahymena thermophila SB210 is the source of this 609-nucleotide messenger RNA. Its product is annotated as transmembrane protein, putative. The transcript has 5 exons. Gene Ontology annotation, molecular function: protein binding. Lineage: Eukaryota; Ciliophora; Oligohymenophorea; Hymenostomatida; Tetrahymenidae. The record is from RefSeq and is a predicted model, not a curated record.
AUGUUUUUUUUUCUUUUUCCACUAUGUUUCUUAAUUUAAAUCAUUUUUUAAUUUCAACAAUAUUUAUUUUUAGUUAUUAAUUUCUUAUUAUUUCUUCAUUUUCCUUCUAAAUAGCUAAUUAAUAAUAUAUUUUUUCUUGAUUAUUUCAAAAGUAAAAAUAAAAUUGGUGAUUAAGGUUUAAUAGGCCUAGGUUCUGGUUUAGCAAAUUGCACUAAUCUCUCAAAUUUGACAAUUUAUCUUGGUGAAAAUUAAAUAGGUGAUUAAGGAUUAUUAGGCCUAGGUUCUGGUUUAGCAAAUUGCACUAAUAUCUCUUAAUUAGAACUUUACCUACGUUAUAAUAAAUUUGGUGAUUAAGGUAUAUUAGACCUUAGUUCUGCUUUAGUAAAUUGCACUAAUCUCUCAUAUUUUAAACUUGAUAUUGGAUAGAAUCAAUUUAGAGCAAUCUGUACAUCAGAGUUAGGUUCUGCUUUAGCUAAUUGCACUAAUCUCACAAAAUUGAUACUUGCUUUUGGUUAUGACUAAAUCAGUAAAUCAUAAGCGUAGAAAGUAAAAAGCAAGUGUAAUAAAUCAAAAAAAUUAGUUGCCCUUACAAUAAAUUACUCAUGGUGA